AUGGGUAUCCUCAACACCCUGACCCACGUCCUCCACACAGCCGAACAACAGCCCAAUGCCGACUACUUACUCACCAACGCCCGUCUAUACCCAGAUAUGUACCCGGUAUCUGACCAAGUGCGUCUCGCAACCCAAUUCUCGGAGAAUAUAGUCGCAAGACUCACGAACCGGGAACCAGUGAACUUUGAUCACGACCUCGGCAGCUACUCCAAAUGCUAUGAGCGCAUUGAGACUGUUCUGAAAUCAGUCAAGGAGGCGGAUAAGAAAACUGUUAAUGCACUUGGGGAUUCAGUUUCGCCUACGCCGAUGGGGCCGGGGAAACCGGUAGAUAUGAGCGAGGCAACGUAUGCACAUAUCAUUGCGCUGCCGAAUAUUUAUUUUCAUCUUACCACUGCGUAUGGGAUCUUGAGGAAGGAAGGUGUGCCGUUGGGAAAGAUGGAUUAUUAUGCUGGGUUUGCUCCUAUUGCUAUCCAUGAGUCUGAGGUCCUGGGAAAGACAAAGUCAGCAGAGUCUUCGUAA
Molecule: messenger RNA, 519 nt
Organism: Talaromyces stipitatus ATCC 10500
Lineage: Eukaryota; Fungi; Ascomycota; Eurotiomycetes; Eurotiales; Trichocomaceae
Exons: 2
Coding region: 1-519 (172 amino acids)
Source: RefSeq, a predicted model, not a curated record